CACGUUUAUGAAUAUCGCAUGUCAUUGGUUAUUUCCAAUGUAUUUUACAUAACCAAUAAGCUGUGAAUACAGGAUCAGAAAUGUUGGCUCAAUAUUCAUAUCGACCAAUCGUCUAUUUCAUCGUUAAAGUCAUAUAACGUUGACAUAUGUAGUGCUUCGCUGCAUACAGAUAUAUCUGUUAAAUUAAGUCUACGUUGUAACUUAAGAAAAGUGGAAUAUUUAAAAUGAAUCACAUUGUGGUGAUACGAAAUUACAGACCUGGCGAUGACAAGAACUGCAAAGAAAUGAUCAGAGAUACCGUAAUGUCGUACAUGAACAGAACAUUUAUUUCAAAUGCAUUCCGGGAAAUAACCUUUCAAUUGACAAUUAUGUUUGCUGCGAUUGCAUUCAUUUUUUUUGGUGUACCAUUCACCACUUGCCUUUUUGCAUUGCCAAUUACUGUUGCUCUAAUUUAUGUUGCAACAUAUAUGGGAUUUGUUCUCAAAACUACUGAACUGGAUAAUGAAGUUUCAAAUAUUUCCAGGAUAUAUAUGAGCAAUAUGUUUUCCAAUUACUGGGUCGCAGAAGUAUUUGAGACAUAUUUGGUCACCCAUCAUUGGAAGGAUGUUUACCAUGUUGUUAUGACAGAGCAGCAAUUUCGUGAAUCCAAUAUUGAUAUCUCAUCGCGAGUGAAAAAAAUUGUAGGAACAAUUGCUUUAACAAAGUGUUAUAGAUCUGACGGAGGUGCAUUUAUAAAGCGUUUAUAUGUACAUAAUCAGUAUAGGAGAUUAGGAAUAGGUUCUUGUCUGAUGGAUGUAGCGAUGCAGUUUGCAAUUAACCAAGGAUACAGAUGUAUUGAUCUUAUAGCUUCUGAAUAUAUCAUGGAAAGCAGAGAAUUGUGUCUUAAAAAGGGUUUUCAACUGAAACAAAUGUACCACAAACCCAUAUUGGGAUCGUUUGUGACGAUUUUAAUGUUUGAAUUAACAUAUCGAAUAAAACCUAAUAUUUCUGAGGAUCCACAUUGUUCUGCCAUAAAAAUGAUUCUUACAAAGUAAAAAUAUUUCGUGUUAUUGCAGUAAUGAUAAUAUAAUGAGUAAGGUGCAAAUAAUACCAAAGUAUUUUGACAAAUUUUUGUCCAACUUAAAGUUUUAACUAAGUAUAUUCAUAUAGUUAAUUUUUGACAAAAGAGUUGAUCUAUAUUACAGAACUGGAAUCUAUAAGUGUAGUCACUAAGUAUUAACUUACUAGAAGUAUAAAAAUCAUAUAAGACCUAUAACAAAGUACACUAGUGGAAUGAAUGAGUACAAAACACAGUAUUUGUACCCAAAAAUAUUGCUUAAAUGCAAUAUUUUAUUUUUUAAAGAAUAAUUCGUUUUACUUCAUUUAAAUUUGAAUCUUUUAGUACUUUGUAUACAGAGAGAAUGAUUGCUAACAAUCUGUAUAAUAAUAAUUAUUAUUAUACAAUUGUAUUUAAAACUGAGAAAAAUAUUGGGCUAACAGAAGUGUAUUAUUGAUUUAUUUCCUUCACACUUUCAAAAGAGAUUUGCAAUAUUCCUAGACUUAUUAUAUUAAUAAUCUGUUCAAACAUACAUGUAAAGAAAUUUAAAAAUCUAUUUUUGCUAUUGCAAAUACCAAACAUUCAUAUACCAACCUUCAAGUCAAGUGAAAAGUGCUCUUGAAAUUAAAGGCUGAAAAACUUGUAGUAUGUACACAUUAUUUAACAGAUUGUAUAAUAAAGGGAGAAGAAAAUGCUGAACCGAACAUUGGAAAAUUAGUAAUUAAAUUAGUAAGUUAGUUUAUUCAAUGUGUUAAUGUCUGUAUAAAUUGUAAACUGUUCAGUGACAAACCGAACUUAAUGUAAUGUUAAGACUUACUUAUACUCCAAUAUGAAAAUAUAAUAUAUAUUUUGUAUGAAUAACAAUAACAGUUUUAGAUAUAAUUACUUUUAUGGAUGCUAUUUGAUCACGAUAUUCAUGUUUGUAUUUUUGAUAUAAGUAGAUUUAAUAUAUUACACCUUUCAGUGUACAAAUACAUUUUCUUAUUUUUUCAUA
Messenger RNA from Orussus abietinus, 2030 nucleotides. RefSeq lists its product as uncharacterized. The coding region runs from base 225 to 1034 and encodes 269 amino acids. The record is from RefSeq and is a predicted model, not a curated record. Gene Ontology annotation, molecular function: N-acetyltransferase activity. NCBI's taxonomy places the organism in Eukaryota, Metazoa, Arthropoda, Insecta, Hymenoptera, Orussidae. The transcript has 3 exons.